Penicillium odoratum is the source of this 1242-nucleotide messenger RNA. RefSeq names its product queuosine 5'-phosphate N-glycosylase/hydrolase. Bases 1 to 1242 code for a protein of 413 amino acids. The transcript has 4 exons. The record is from RefSeq and is a predicted model, not a curated record. Lineage: Eukaryota; Fungi; Ascomycota; Eurotiomycetes; Eurotiales; Aspergillaceae.
AUGCCUUCUCUCGAACCAAUUCGGCCCAGAAACCAGCCCAUUGAUUCAGGGUCCGAAGACGAAGCGGACCCUGAGCUGGUGGAGCUGCUUCGCCAGCAUCUUGGGCUAAGCGGUAAGCCAAACAAGGCUGCUCCGCCGGAGACUAAAGUACUGGAGAAUGCUCAGUAUGUAUUUGACAAUGCCAUUGAUGUGGCUCUCAGCUUGACACACACCAAAGAUGCGGCCGAGACAAUAUGGCGUAUGAUGCAGAAGAAGGCAUACUCCACACAGACCUGGUCAGAGCAUGAAUUGCACCCGCAAACCAAGGAUGAAAGUACAGUGGACUUUGUGUUCACGAUGGAUCUCCUGAAUUUCAGUUUCUGGUCCGAGCAUAAAGAGGAGAAACGCUUUGCAAUCGAGUACCGAGGAAAGAAGUGGACUGGUUAUUGGAGUCUAGUGGCUGCUCUUCAAAGAGCGCUUGAUGAAGGUAUUCCUAUCACUACCCCCGAUUUUUGGGUGAACGAGUCGGAAUGCACAGAGGAAGUUCUUCGACAUGUCUUCCGGUCUGCUACGGACGAGGAGAUUCCUCUAUUCCAAGAACGAGUACAGUGUUUACGGGAGGCUGGUGAUGUUUUGUGCAACGAAUAUGGAGGCAGCUUUGUAAAUUGCAUCGACAGCGCCAACUAUUCUGCUGCUGGCCUCGUCAAUCUGCUUACGGAGAGCUUUGACUGUUUCCGUGAUGAGACAGUCUUCCACGGCAAACGAGUGCGACUAUACAAGCGAGCCCAGAUUCUGGUCGCGGACCUAUGGGCCUGCUUCGAUGGCGAGGACUUUGGAGAGUUUCACGACAUUGAUAAGAUUACCAUGUUUGCAGACUACCGCAUUCCGCAGAUGCUGCACCAGCUUGGGUGUUUGCGCUUCUCGCCCCCAUUGGAAAGCCAUAUCCGCAACCAGAAGCUGUUGAAGCCAGGCUCCAACUGGGAAAUCGAGCUUCGUGGUGCCAGUAUCUGGUGUGUUGAGCUGAUUAAGCGUGAGAUUGAAAAGCGGCACCCGGAGGUCAAGACCGCUGGCAAGUCCGACAAGACUGGUGAGCCCGAGAGCGAGGAUUCCGAUGAGGCCAUUGAAAUCGACGAGAAGCCGCACAAAACCUACGGUAUCAAUGCGAUUCUCAUUGACUUUUUCCUAUACGACACAAUGAAGGAUUUGGAGGCGGAGCAUAGUGAGAGCAUUCCUCACCACCGGACACGGAGCAUUUGGUACUAA